Carassius carassius (crucian carp) is the source of this 1429-nucleotide messenger RNA. RefSeq names its product lysosome-associated membrane glycoprotein 5-like. The record is from RefSeq and is a predicted model, not a curated record. NCBI's taxonomy places the organism in Eukaryota, Metazoa, Chordata, Actinopteri, Cypriniformes, Cyprinidae. Bases 1 to 882 code for a protein of 293 amino acids. Gene Ontology annotation, cellular component: membrane. The transcript has 7 exons.
AUGCAGGAGCGCUUCAUCAUCGACCUGCUGCUGCUCCGUGAGUGUGUGUGUGUGUGUGUUUCUCAUCUUCUCCUGGUUUCUCCAGUGUCUCUGUCGGCGCUCCGUGUUUCUGCGGAGCAGGAGGUGGAGAAUCUCUCCGGACUUUCACCGAAUCCUGACCGGGAUAUAUUUGUAGUGAGAGAAAACGGAACGACCUGCUUGAUGGCAGAGUUUGCGGUGAAAUUCCUGAUUCCCUACGACGUCCUGGCACUGAACGGGAUCGAUCUGAUCACAGAGCAGACGUCCGUGUCGAUCCCGCGUGGAGCUCAGAUCGCUGGGAAAUGCGGGAGCAGUGAGUCGGAGCUGCAGAUCUCGUGGAUCAAUCACGCUUUCACAUUCCUCAUCUUCUUCUCAAAGGAGAAACACACCAGGGGCAGUGAUGGGAAAGCUAAAGAAACUGAAGUGUGGAAGAUAAACAAGGUCCAGCUGGUCUACAACACUUCAGUGGCGACACACUUCAUUAACGCGUAUAAUCCGGGGAAACACACGGCCAGCACACACCGUCUCUCUGCUCUGGUGACUCCGGCUGGACGCUCGUUCGUUUGCUCGGCUCAGCAGACGCUCACACUGAUCUCCAGCGACCAUCAGAAGGGAAUCACCGUCUCCAUCUACGACAUUCAGAUUCAACCCUUCGACAUCAAGAGCGACUUCGUCUUUAGUGAACCGUAUAAGUGCAUCACGGACGAGCGCGAGCAGCUGGAGCAGAUGUUGCCGCUGGUGUUGGGUCUCAUCCUGGGUCUCAUCAUCGUCAUCACCAUCUCUGUGUAUCACUUCCACCUCAAACUGAGCGCCGCGCAGCAGCCACAGCUUCCUCGAGACCGCUCGCUCUACAAGAACAUGUGAGGACCCCUGCAUUCCAGAGCCUCUCUCUCCGCUUCGUGUGUUGAGUGCAUGAGUUUAAUGACACUCGGAUUCAAUUUUGCUGUUGCUGUGUGGACAUUUUUGUUUCUAAGUUUACAUUUCACAAUUACGAAUUUUAAAGUCAAAUGCAAGACGUAAACAUAAUUCAGAGGACAAUUUUUAAUUGUAAGAUGUAAACAGAAUUCUGACUUUUUUCACACAAUUUUGAAUUUAUAUUACGCAACUCUGUUUAAAUCUCAGACUUGCUAGAUACUGUCCAAAUUAAAAAGUGAAUGACUUGAUGUGACCUUUGCUGUUUUUUAUUUCGAUUCUGAGGAAGCAGGUUUCUAGAGUCUGGUCCAGAUGUUAGGGCACUGCACCAGGGCCAAGAUGAGUGUGAAAAUAGAUUUUAAUUGAAAUGAAUGAAAUAUAAUGGUUUAUUAAAAAAAUAUAGUUGUCAAAUGCAUAGGCUUUCUAUCAUUAAUUUAAAGAUACUACAGCAACAGUUAGGACAGUCCAUUUCACAAAGUCGCAUUUUAAUUGUUACUCU